Messenger RNA from Protobothrops mucrosquamatus (brown spotted pit viper), 1245 nucleotides. Its product is annotated as organic solute transporter subunit alpha-like. The record is from RefSeq and is a predicted model, not a curated record. The transcript is spliced from 7 exons. Bases 1 to 1245 code for a protein of 414 amino acids. Gene Ontology annotation, biological process: transport. NCBI's taxonomy places the organism in Eukaryota, Metazoa, Chordata, Lepidosauria, Squamata, Viperidae. Gene Ontology annotation, molecular function: transporter activity.
AUGGCGCGUGACCCAAACUGCUCCCUUAUCAGCGAUCAGUUGCCUCUGUCAUCCGAGAUCUUCCAAGUUAUCAAGGCUCAGAUCUGGAUUUUCUUAAUCCCAGUAUUCCUGGGUCUUCUGCAAGUUGGUCUAUUUCUGGAACAAACAGGCUUCUUCUUACGACAUGGCAAGAGUUCCCAUCGCACCAGUGUCUUACUUUGGAUCCUGGGAGUUUAUCCGGUAUUCAGCCUCACCUCCCUCAUCUGUUUGUACAUCCCUCGAGCUUCCUUUGUCUGUAACUUUGUGGCUUCCAUAUACCACUCCAUCACCCUCUGGAAGUUCCUUGCAUUGAUCCGGGACUUCUUUGGGGGCUCAGAACGGAUGGCCCAGCAACUGGAAGGGCAGCACGUUUCUCCGAACCCUUUUCCAUGCUGCUGCUGCUGUUGCCUUCCUGAGAUUGCAGCCAAUCGAGCAAACUUGCGAUGUAUGACUGUGGCCGUGUAUCAGCUCUCCCUCAUCCGGACCAUCCUCUUCUUCAUCACCCUUAUCCUCUGGACUGAUGACGAAUAUGACUACGGCGCUGUGGGCUACACCAAUCCCAAUUCCUACAUCAAUAUCAUCAUAGCCAUCUCCACCUUCCUCUCCUUCUAUGGCUAUUUGCUCUUUUACAAGGCCACCAAGCCGGCCCUCGAGGGCUACAACCUGCGCUACAAGUUUGUCUGCAUCAUUUUGGUGCUUGUCCUUUGCGGGCUGCAGAGUGGAAUCGUGGAAACGAUGGGAGCCUUAGGCGCCAUUCCUUGCAGCCCUUCUCUCUCAACUGUUACCCGCUCCCAAAUGCUCUACUACUAUGCUUUGGCCGUUGAGAUGUUCCUUAUUGGCAUAUUUGCUCAUUAUUCUUUCCGAAGAGUUGAACCCUCCAUGGAAGCUCAGCAGGUCAUCCACCAUCAAGCCUCCCAGACCCAGGAGGGCCCAUCUGGUCGUGGUAGUCCUGCUGAUGGUGUAUCUGUGGAGGGAACAAACCCUGGCUACCUCUGUGAUGAGGCUUUCUGUACAAUUGAACAUUCUCCCCUGGACCGCUUUGAUUUCAUUGUAAAGGAGCCUGCGAACAGACAGCAGCAAAAUUGGGAACUUGGCUGCCAGAGAGGAGCCCUGAAGACAGAAGGACUUAGGUUAAACCUACAACAACCUGGAACUGAAACAUCAAGUGAAAUCCAAAUUCAAUCCCACGUUAGCAAAAUGGAAGCAAAUGGAGCCUCUGCCGUAUAG